GAGCUUCUGAAUCUAUUCGAUGACAGUCGCGCCAUCAAUGAGACACUCGAUACAGCGGAACAGUUAUCGCAAGAGUGUCGCAACCUUUCCAUGAUGUACGCUCAAUUAAUCGACGAGUAUGAUGACAUAUUUGUCCAAAAUGCUGCCGAACAUGCUGGAACGUUGGAGCGAGCUGGAGCUUUGCUAAUAAACUCUUUUACGGCAACUCGUACAGAAGCAGAGAAUCCUCUCAAGGCAUCGCAAGCUUACGAGGAGAUAGCAUCUGCUUUGAAGAAUGCUACGAAGGCUGCCGAAACGGCUGUGAAAGCUGCUGAAGAUGCUUAUGCCGAGGCAGAUGAAAAAUCCGAAAAUUCCAUGGUAAAAAAAGUAACUGAUUCCGAAAAGAACAGUCAGGCUUUAGCAGACGAAGCUCGCAAUAUCCGUAAGCAGUGGGAGAUGUCCGAUAUGGAGAACGAACGCAAGCAGUUGGAUGAACGUUUAGCUUACGUAAACGAGCAGAAUAUCGAUAUGAUCAAGAGGAAUGAUGUUGUAAAGAACCAAUGGUCGAAAUUUGACGACCAUCACGAUCGGACUAUUGGUCUACAGUCCGUGGCUCGUGACGCGGAUAAGCGCGCGGAGAUCGCAAGAAAGGCUACAGAGGCGUUGGUUACGGAGGUAAAAGAGAUUGCUGAACAAACGAACAAGUUGCUCAAUAGCACUGGACAAGGAAUUCGAGAAGACAUUGAGCAGCGUUCGUUCACUUCACCAGCUCAUCCAUCGCCUUCAAAUUCAUUCUCGAUUAAAUAUCGUCCACUUCGAAAUGUACCCGACAGUGCUGUUUUCAUUACCAGAACCAAGCCAAGACGUACACAACCUAGCGAGUUCAUAGCCAUCGAGGUCCGUGACAAACGUGUCGUAGCCCAUUGGAAUGUUGGAGGAGGAGCGAAAAUGGCAACUAACUCUCACUCAAUCCUAUACAUCCCAAAUACGGAUAGAUCGAACUGGUACCAUAUCGAUGUUGAACGCAUUGGGAACGCUUUGAAUCUUACCGUAGCCUUGAAAGAGACUGUAACUGGAGCAGCUGAUAAAUUGCGUACCGAUGCCGUAAGCGUGUUUGUUGGAGAUGGAGAGUAUGAUGGUGAGGUGCUAUUCAAUACUAUUCCUGGCGAGACGGAGAUUUCGAUGGGAACCGAUCCCGAAAGCGCAGCCGAGAUGGGUCUUGCGACGAAUAAG
This is a messenger RNA of Cylicostephanus goldi, 1212 nucleotides long. The record is from the annotation of a GenBank genome assembly. Lineage: Eukaryota; Metazoa; Nematoda; Chromadorea; Rhabditida; Strongylidae.